This is a messenger RNA of Phytophthora nicotianae INRA-310, 1977 nucleotides long. RefSeq lists its product as hypothetical. Gene Ontology annotation, biological process: DNA-templated transcription. Gene Ontology annotation, molecular function: single-stranded DNA binding. The coding region runs from base 1 to 1977 and encodes 658 amino acids. Gene Ontology annotation, cellular component: RNA polymerase III complex. NCBI's taxonomy places the organism in Eukaryota, Oomycota, Peronosporomycetes, Peronosporales, Peronosporaceae. The record is from RefSeq and is a predicted model, not a curated record. The transcript is spliced from 3 exons.
AUGGUUGCCGGCGACAAGAAGGCGGUCUUCGCCACGCGCUCACAGCGCACGCUGGUGCUGAGCAUCGUGCGCGAGGACUUCGGCGAUGUAGCGGAGAACGUGGCCGAGGCGCUGCUGCGUUCCGAGGGCAUGAGACUGGCCGAGAUCGCACACAAGUUGCAGCGCCAGACAACGGCAUCAUCCUCGGCGCCUUCUGUGCACGAGAUCAAAUGUGCGCUGCUCAAGUUGCUGCAGCACAAUGUGCUGGACGUGACGCCCGUGGCUACACCUCGAGGUGGCUCGCCUGCUGUCGCUUACAAUAUUAACGUGCAGGAAGCGCUGUAUCGCCUGCGGUUCCCCAAGUUUAUCGAACUGGCCAAGGAGACGUUCGGCUUGGAGGGCGAGGUGGUUAUGGAAGAGGUUCUGGUGCAAGGACGCGUGCGAAUGGACCAAUCUCUCGAAACAAUGGCCUAUAAUUUAGCAGAGCAGCGGCGUCAGGAGCAGAAGUUAAAGACGCAGGAGGACGGAGAGCAGGCUACAGCUGCGGAGGAGGAGGAAAUCAGUGAGGAAGAGCUGGACGAAUGCCGUCAUCUGGUGCGCGAGACGUUCGUGGAGAUGGCUAAAAAGCGCUACAUCUCUCGGGUGCAUCCUCUGGACCUAAAGGUGGCAGAACCAGAAGAAACCCCGGACUUCCCUGCCAGUAUCAUGCGCGGACAGGAUAAGGGCUCUACCAGCAACCUAAACAGCAAAUCUGCGGUAGCUACGGCUGCUAAUGGCGCUGGAAAUGGCUCUAAUGCGAACGGAAAAGCUGCUGACGAGGACGGGAUCACAGUGCGUGGCAAGAAGCGUAAAGCUCCGUCUCCGCCUUCUGGAAAUACGGUCCCUGUGGAGCUACAAAUGAUGCUGGAUGCUGAUGAAGCGGCUCGUAAAGAGAAGGACGACUCGGAAGCUGAGUGGGAACCCAGUUCAGCCUCAUCGUCGACGUCUUCACGUGGCUCCAAGCGUAAGAAGAACUCGAAGCGUGCGAAGCUCCCCACUCGAGGCACAUCGUCUGGAGACGGCACUACCGGUGGCGAAACCAGUGGUGAAGACGCGCCGGACGGCUCUGGAGCACACACGGACGAGCGUUCCUUGGUGUGGCGCUUUGGCGUGACUCAACUUCUGCGUGACCUACGACACAAGGCUUGCAUUAGGUUUGCGACAGAGAAUAUCAACGCUGUUGCCGGUGUCAUUGUGACGGCCAUGCUGCAGCAUUCAGCCCCGCGUGAACGUGAAAAAGACGAACCUACCUCAGCUCCAGUGUCGGCGCGUGAUCUGUUCAACAUGGAGAGUGUCAAGAACGCUCUACCUCCUGAGGCAAACAAUCCGUGGCGACUGUUGCUCAACUACAUUAUGGUCAUGUGUCGUGACAAGUCCGGUAUGGUGAUGAAGGUCGCGCAGGAGGCGUUCGACCCAACCCAGGCGCGCGCAGGCGACGGUGGUCAAUAUGUGGUGCACAUGCAGAAGAUCGUGGAGUUCUUGCAACAAGCCACGACUCACGCGUACAUCCAGGACAAGUAUGGGGUUGCGAGCGCUCGUAUCGUGCGUCUGCUGAUGGAGAAGCGCCAAUUAGAACAGAAAACGAUCGGCGAGUUGGCGCUGCUGCCGUCUAACGAUGCGCGGCACCGGCUGUACGAGUUGUACACAGACAAGUUGCUAAAGAUGCAGGAGAUCCCGAAGCGCGCCGACCACAACCCAGCCUUCACGUUCUUCUGUUGGUCAGUGGACGUGCCGCAGAUGCAGGCGCGUAUUACGGAGCGCGUGCAGGACUCGCUGUGCCGUCUUCGUCGUCGACGUAAGUUCGAGGCGGAGGAGAACAAAGAGCUCAUUGCGCGGUCGGAGCAGCUGGUUGAGGCCAACGAUCUGGACAAAUUCGACAAGCUCAGCCGCUCGCUCGACCGUCUCGACCGUGCCAUUAUCCACUUAGACGGUAUGCUGAUGUUGUACCGCGAUUUCUAG